UUUCAAUGCGUCACCACCCCUUCCUCUCCGAGGAGCUUUUCAAAAUCCUAAAGGAGAGAUGCAGCUGACUCAGAAGGUAUUUUAGCCGGCUGAACGAGAACAAAACCUUUUGACAACAGAAGUAUACAAAUAUAGUAUGUUACCUGGGUUACGCUAGCCCCAAAUAAGGAGUUUAAUCAAUACGUUUCGGAAGGGUUUAUUUGAGAGGAAAUCAAAACCUUGUUUUUAUAUGGAAGGACGGAAGGUUCUGAAACUUCCGUAACGGUCUCUCUAUAAUUCAACCAGAGAAGAGUGGAUAGGCAGCCUUCGACUCAGUGGAGUUUCUGUGGGGCAGGGUGCUGUCCUAUGGGAUGGAUGACGGCCAGCAGGAUCAGUACGAGGAGCGUCUGAAGGAGGUCUUUGAGAGUUUCGACGCCAGCGGCGCCGGGUCGCUGUGCCCCGAGGAGCUAUCUGACUUGUGCCAGGCCCUGCACCUGGAGGAUUCCACCCCCACACUGCUCCAUGCCCUGCUGCAGAACCAGGACCCACUCACUGGCAGGGUUGGUUUUGACCAGUUCAAGAAUGCCCUGAUUCUGGUGUUAUCAACGAGCAUAGUAGAAACACCUGCGCCCAGUCAGCAGACAGCACCUGCUUCUCUAUCACCAGACUCAACAGUCCAAGCUAAGUUUGUGCGGGGUAGUAAACGCUAUGGCCGACACUCUACACCGGAGUUCAUAGACACCGUCACAGACUUCUCAGAGGUGCUCAGCUCAAACGCUACUGACCCAGAAGAUCAUGAAGACUCUACUGUGCCCAGGAAACGUGAGCGCUGGAAUGCUCAUGAAAGCGGAACGGAAGAGUACGAGGCAGAAGGCCAGCUGCACCUGUGGAACCCUGAUGAACCCUCUACCCCACGGGGCUCUAUCACACCCCUCUCAGACCACCAGGAGGAGAGGUUUCGGGAGGCCUGCGAGGAGCUGGCCAUGCCCUGGGAUGGAUGUGCCAGCCACCAUGAGCUACUGGCUCUCUGUGACCACCUGGGCCUGGAGGUGACGGAGGAUGUCCUCCAGGUUCUAAGUGGUGAUGAGGUCAUGAGCGUUCAGGCGUUUACUUCCUGGGUUCUGAACCAUGCCAAGCCCCCCACCCCGUCUGCCUCCACACCUUACAGACAGCUCAAAAGACUACACUCCUCACAGCCAUUCGAUGAGACGGGCCGUAGAACCAGCGCUAUGACGAGCACCAUCGGGAUGCGUCUGUUCUCCACUCUGGACGAUGGGACAGGGUCCGCUCCUGCUGAGGACAUCCUGGAUGCCUGGAUGGAGGAGGGCAUCGAGAACAGCCCAGAGAUUCUACAGGCCUUGGAUUUUGACCUGGAAGGUAAAGUGAACCUCAGGGAGCUGACUGUGGCUCUGGAGAACGAGCUCCUCGUCACUAAGAAUGGGAUCCACCAGGCUGCACUGGCCAGCUUUAAGGCUGAGAUCAGAUACCUACUUGAACGUGUAGAUCGGGAGCUCCGAGAGAAAGAGAAGACUCGUUCUGACCUGGACAAAGCAGAGAAGUUAAAAACCCAGCUGGCUUCUGAGGUGGACGAGCAUCACUCUGCCAUCGAACACAUGAAUGACCUCAACCUGAGGAAGCUGGAGCAGGAACACAGGGAGAAGCUGGUGUCUGUCCGGUCAGAGCUCAUUAAAGAGAUGGACCAGAUUCAGCAGCAGACUGGUCAGCAGAGAGAGAAACUAGAGGCAGAGAUGGAGAAGCUCAGAGAUGACGAGACCUUCCUCAGAGACCACCUCUCACUCACUGUCAAGGAGAGUAGGCGUCUGGAGAUGGAGCUGCUGGACAGCACUGAGAAACUGGUAGAGGCAGAAAACCAGGUCAGCAAACUGCAGAGGAACCUGGACAACAUCCUGAAGGAAAAGUUUGGGGAUCUGGACCUGGGCAGUGCUGAGUUCUUCCUACAGGAGGAGAGUCUCAGACGGCUACGCAGUAGCUAUGAGGAACAGUGUCGGGAGCUGCAGGAUCGCAUCGAUGAGCUUCAAGCAGAGCUGCAGGAGUACCACAACCUGGGCCGCACCUCUCAGCUCUGUCUCAAACCCUCUCUAUCUGAGGACCUGGAGAGUAAGAGUCCUGGCAUGGAGUCAGACCCAGGUCUAGGCUCAGAGGAGGGCCAGCCGUUGUUCAACAUGAGCCUGGAGGCAGAGAUGAUGCUGGAGCGGCUGAAAGAGAAGCACCUCCGAGAGAUGGAGGAGCUACAGGCUCAGCUGGAGAGCAAGGUGAGUGAGUUUGACCAGAAGGUGGAGGAGCAGAAAGCCGACCUGGAGGCCCAGAAGGUAGCCUUGUCCCUGCAGUACCUGGAGGAGAUCCAGGUGUGUGUACAUGCACUACGAGGGGAGAUGUCCAUCAUCCAGAACCGAGCCCUGGCGCUUCAGGCCCAACUAGACAAUGCUGAGGAGGAGCGGGCCGGUCUAGAGCAGAGACAGGCUGGGGUGAAGGAGAAGCAGGAGCACCAGGAGGAGGAGGUGAGCAGCCUGAGACAGGAGCUCCUGGAGUCCCGUAUCCAGAUUUCUGACCUGGAGGAGCAGCUGAAAGUCCUGGAGGCCCAACAAGCGCAGGCUGAGCUGGGCCUGGACACAGAGAUGCAGGAGCUGAGGAAACUUCACGCCUUGGAACUCAACAAGCUGGACGUGCAGCACGACAACAUCCUUCAGGUCAGGCUGGAAGAAGAGAAGGGGAAGCUACAGGAGGAGCGGGAGAAGGUGGAGAGGAAACUGUUAGAGGAGUGGGAGAGGGAGAAGAUGGAGUUACAGCAGAGCCACGAGGAGACGAUGAAGGCUAGGAUAGAGGAGGUGAGUUUGAAGUUCCAGGCAGAGCGAGAGGAGUUAGAGAUGCGACUCACAGAGGAGUGGGAGAGGGAGAAGGCUCAGCUGGAUGAGCAGAGUAACGAGUCGCUCCAGACCGUGUUAGAGGAGGAGAUGUUACGUCUAGUCAAGGAGCAGGACAGUAGGGAGAUACGUCUCACUGAGCAGUGGGAGCUGGAACAAAUUCAGCUCAAGGAGUGUCUGGAGGAGACUCUCCUCACCCGGUUGGCGGAGGAGAAGCUGAAGCAGCAAGAGCAGCAGGAGGAGGUGGAGAGGAGGCUCAGGGAGGACUGGGACAGGGAGAGACUCCAGCUGGAGGAGGACUAUGAGGGGAUGCUCCAGGAGCAGCUGCAGGAGGACAGGGAGAGGCUUGCGGGAGAGAAGGAGGAGGUGGAGAAGAGGCUGGAGCAGAUGAUGGAGGAGGAGAAGGAGCGCCUGGAGGAGGCCCACAGACAGGCCGUGCAGGAACUGAGUGCCAAACACAGCGAGGAGAGGGAACAGCUCAGUGGUCUGCUGGACAAACUGCGAGAGGAUAUCGCUGAGGAAAGGAAAGAACUAGAGAGCCACUUUUCCCAGAAAAUCAGGGAGGUGGAGGCCCGGUUCUCAGGCGACCAAGACGCUGUCGCAGAGCGCUUCCAAACCGACGUUUCCAACCUGGAGAAGCACUAUCAGAGCAAGCUGAAGGCACUCACUGACAACCACGCUGAGCAGAAAACCAAAUGGGAUGCGGAAACGGAGGAAGCCCUUCAGAAAGCUGAAGAGCAGAGGAGAGUUCUGCAGGAAACCAGAGAACAAGAGCGAGAGACCAUCACCCAGGACCUGGUGAAAGAGAGGGAGCUGCUAGAGAGUGUCCAUAAGGAAGAGAUGGGCGCAUUGGUUGUGAAGAACCAUGAACUCCAAAAGGAGCUGGAGAGUUUCAUCAGUUUAGCCCAGACCAAAGAGAUUGAGCUGAGUAGGCAGCUGAAUGAUCUUCACAAUAGGCUGCAGGAGAACCUGGACACUAAAGACGAGCUUCUGGCCAAGUCUGAGAAGAAAGCCCAGGAGAUCGAGCUUCUGCUGAACCAGGCCGUGGAGGACUUCAAGCAGGAGAGGGCAGAACUUCAGGGAAACCUUUCUGAAUUAGAGGUGAGGCACUCCUUGGCUGAGAAGCAGCUUGAGGAGAUGAGUGAGCUGCUCUCAGAACAUGAUAACCAGAAGUUGAAGAUCAAAGAACUGGAGAAUCUCCUGAGACAGGCAGCUGUGGACUUUCAGUUUGAGAGGCUGGAGCUGCAAGAGAACAUCUCGGACCUGGAACUGAAGCUGAAGGAGAGCCGUCCUUCCUCCGACCCGCAGGACAAUGAGAAAGGAGAGCUUCUGGUCGAGAGAGACCAGCUUAGUAUUAGAAUUCGGGAAAUCGAGAAUGAGCUCAACCAACUUCUAGACUCUGCAGACAUGACAGGGGGCAAAGACAUGGGAGAAUCAAAUGAAGUAAAUGUAGCACCACUAGGAGAGGAACAUAUAGAGGCUGCAGCUCUCGAAGAACAAGUAGGUUCAGAAAACAUUACCGUUAGUGAUGAGACAUGUGACAAUGUUGUCCCAGAGGACUGUGAAGGUCUUGACGUAGAAUAUGUAUUCCCUAUGGCGCAGGGACCAAAUGACAAAGUUGAGAUUAUUACUGUAUCACCUCACGAGAUGGAGAUUUCUGAGAACAUCAUUGCAGAAGUUUGUGAUCAAGAAAUAACUGUUACCUCAGACAACCUGAAUGUCUUAGUAGAGGCAUCUGAAACCUGUGGUGAACAAGGACAAGAUGAUGAGGUGGAGAUGAUACCUGAAACUCCAAAUAGGUUAGAGGAAUGUCCUGAAGACACCAUAACUCUUCAUUUUGAUGGGACAUGUGAUGAUGAAACUUCUGUGGACGAUGGCCAAGACGCAGUGGUCGAAUCUGUUGCCGUUGAGGAGCAAGCACAAGAUGACAACGCUAGCGAGGGAAGGAUGAAUGCUGAAACCUCUGAAGACAUUGAGGUAUGUCCUGAAAACAUUAUCAGUGUUGAGGCAUGCAAUGGUGAAGUCGCUGCUAUUCCAGAAGAAUGCCAAGACCUUGUUGAGGAAUCCCAAUCAUCUGAAUGCCAAUGUCAGGCUGAGGACAACAUGGACGAAGACACUAACGAUGACAUUGUAGCAAUGUCCAUUCCAGAGGAGAAACCUCAAAGUGAUGACAUUGAUGGAGAUGUCUGUCCCUCUGAGAUUAAGUGUAAAGACUCCUCCCCUGAUAAGAUUGGACAGAAUGAUGCUAGUGUACAAGAAACAGUUUUCGAUGAUAAGCCUGAAGAGGAGGAACUUCAAGAUGAUCUGAUUAAUGAAGAAGUGAAGAGUUAUGUGUCUCUGGUUGUCUCUUCAGCCCUAGAGGAGAUAGGUCAUGACACUGACGAUACCAAAGUGGCUUGUCUUUUCGAGGAAACUCAAGAUCUAGAGAAAAAGCCUGUGGAACUGAUUCCUCAGCUGCAGCAGAGGUGCGAAGAAGCAGUGAAUGAGCGAGAUGACUAUAUCCGUGAAAUCCUGGAGCUCCAUGAGCAAGUCAGUCAGUUGGAGAGCGAGGCCAGUCUUCUGGCUCAGCUACAGAGCCAGUAUGACACUGCCACUGAGGAGAACCUGGCGCUACAGCAGAAGAUCUCCGAGCUUCAGCAGAAGUCGGAUGCACUAGAGAGUCUUUCAGCAGAAAACGAUCAGCAACCUUUAGAGGAAAACGACACCUUCAAAGCUCAGGUCAACAAGAUCAAGGUGACGUCUUCAGAUAUGACCUCGCUUCAGAUCCGAUACGAGGAGUGCAUCUGUGAAAACGCCAAGCUUGAGGAACAAAACUGUCGGCUGGAGAAGAGAGUUGUGGGCCUCGAGAGCAAGAUGCACAUCAUCCAAGACUUCCAAGAUCAGCAAGUAGCGUUGGUGGACGAGAUCACCAGGAUGAGAGAGGAGAAUUGUAAGCUGACUGAGCUAGUCAGUGAGUUAGAGAGGCAGGAUGAGAUUCUUAUGGCUCUGCAGCUGGAGGCCGAGUCCGAGGAAGACGCCACCACAGAACAAGAACAAGAGUCCUUCCUGGACCUGAACUCCCAACUGGAGGCUAAGAUACAAGUGGUGUCGGAGCUGGAGGACUGCUGCACGGAGUUCGAGAAGCAGAACGCCAAGCUCCGCAGAGCCCUAACAGACCUGCAGGACAAGUCGCUGAAGAUGCAUGAAAAGAUGCAGACCCAUAGGAAUGAAGCGGGUCGUUUAGCAGAGGAGAACUUCUUACUCAGACACAAGAUCUCCGUGCUGAAGGAAGAGGACCUGAGAGAGACCCGGGAGGAGACGCUCUUGAAACUGGAGCGUUUCAGGAAGGAGAAGAUAUCUGCACAAAAGAAAGCAGAGAGUUUCAAGAGACAGAUCUCUGAGCUGCGUCUCCGCAGUCAGCAGCUGGAGGAUGAGAACGGGGUGCUGUCGGAGAAGAACGCCCAGAAUGCAGCAGGAGUGGAUGGGUUGAGCCAACAGCUGGGGGAACUGCUCAGACAGAGUGAGAGACAGGAGGCUGUCAGAGACCAGCAGCACAAUGACCCAGAGGACAACAGGACCAAGAUGGCAGUGUGUGCGUCUGCCCUGGAGGCGGAGCUAACCAACGCUGUGGAAGGGACUGUACUACUAGAGGAGGGCAAGGCUCAGCUGGUGCUACAAAUCACCACCCUCCGCGAUAAGGUGGCUAAGAUGGGGGCUGUGGAGUGCCAGCUCUCCCUCCUCCUGCAGGAACACAAGGCUUUGGAGAAACUAACCCAGGGAUUACGCAAUCAGCUUGCCAAGUCUCAGGAGAGGACUCAUGUGUUGGAUGAAAGUCUCCAGUCUGUUAACCUCCAAAACGCCCGUCUCAAGUCAGACCUCCGCGUGUCACAGCAGGAGAAGGACGCCCUCAAACAGGAAGUGAUGUCACUGCACAAACAGCUGCAGAAUGCCAACGAUAAGAACCAGGUUCUAGAGAUGGCCCUGCAUUCCAGCGGAUACCAGAGCCAGCACAAGAAGUUGUACCGGGACGAGCUGGCCAGGUUGGUGGAACAGGAGCAGCAGCUGCUGAGGCAGGAGAACGAGAGGCUGACCGUGGAGCUCCACAACACCAAGGACGACCUUCACCACAGCAGGGACAAGACACGUCAGCUGGAGGCAGCCAUCUUAACCGUCAAGCAGCAGAAACAGCAGGGCCAGUCCAGCGUGGUGAAGACUGUGGAACAGGAGAAGACUGCUCUGAAGAGAGAGCUGAACGUGAUGCAUCAGGAGCUACUCUGUGCUCAGAACAAGGUGUGUGAGGUCCAGAGAGAGCUGGAGAGUCUUCGUCAGGAGAACGAAGGUCUGAAGACCCAACAGGCCCAGCUACAGGCACGGCUUCUGGAGGCCCUCCAAGUUCAGCUGGUUGGUCUGCUGCCCACAUCCCCUCGCAGGAUGCCUGGUGAGCGGAGAGAGCAACACCACAGGGACGACCUCAACCCAGAGAACAUACAGAACGAGAGGGCGACGACGAUGAUGAUGAUGAUGAAGAUGGAGGAACGCAUGAGGGAGAUAGAGCUGUCUCUGCAUAAUGUCAAGCUGCUGCUCAAGGAGAAGGUCUGCCAACUCAAAGAUCAGCUCCACAAGAACGGCAAAGCUGAUUCGUUGAUCAAGGACCUGUACGUGGAGAACGGCCAGCUGCUGAAGGCCUUGGAGAUGACCGAGCGGAGACAGAAAGUAUCAGAGAAGAAGAACUACCUACUGGAAGAGAAGAUCUCCAGCCUCAACAAGAUAGUCAGAGACCUGAGUCCCUCACCCCUAGCCCCCAUGCCCUAUCAUUUCACCUGUUCCUAAUACUACGCUUUGACCCCUGACCCCAGUAGCUGGACGGAACAUGGAUCUAAUACUAAACUUUGACCCCUGACCCCAGUAGCUGGACGGAACAUGGAUCUAAUACUACACCUUGACCCCUGACCCCAGUAGAUGGACGGAACAUGGAUCUAAUACUAAACUUUGACCCCUGACCCCAGUAGCUGGACGGAACAUGGAUCUAAUACUAAACUUUGACUCCUGACCCCAGUAGCUGGACGGAACAUGAAACUAAUACUACACUUUGACCCCUGACCCCAGUAGCUGGAAGGAACAUGGAUCUAAUAUUACACUUUGACCCCUGACCCCAGUAGAUGGACGGAACAUGGAUCUAAUACUACACUUUGACCCCUGACCCCAGUAGCUGGAAGGAACAUGGAUCUAAUAUUACACUUUGACCCCUGACCCCAGUAGCUGGAAGGAACAUGGAUCUAAUAUUACACUUUGACCCCUGACCCCAGUAGCUGGACGGAACAUGGAACUCGAGUGUUACAUUAACAUUCCACCUGAGCCCCUUAACUCUCAGUCCUCUUCCCCCCUUGCCCUACCACUAACAGCUGAGCCCCUUAACCCUCAGUCCUCCCUACCACUAAUAGUUGAGCCCCUUAACCCUCAGUCCUCCAUACCACUAAUAGUUGAGCCCCUUAACUCUCAGUCCUCUUCCCCCUUUGCCCUACUACUAACAGCUGAGCCCCUUAACCCUCAGUCCUCCCUACUACUAACAGCUGAGCCCCUUAACCCUCAGUCCUCCCUACCACUAACAGCUGAGCCCCUUAACCCUCGGUCCUCCCUACUACUAACAGCUGAGCCGCUAAACCCUCAGUCCUCCCUACUACUAACAGCUGAGCCCCUUAACCCUCAGUCCUCCCUACUACUAACAGCUGAGCCCCUUAACCCUCAGUCCUCCCUACUACUAACAGCUGAGCCCCUUAACCCUCAGUCCUCCCUACCACUAACAGCUGAGCCCCUUAACCCUCAGUCCUCCCUACUACUAACAGCUAAGCCCCGUAACCCUCAGUCCUCUCUACCACUAACAGCUGAGCCCCUUAACCCUCAGUCCUCCCUACUACUAACAGCUGAGCCCCUAAACCCUCAGUCCUCCCUACAACUAAUAGCUGAGCCCCUUAACCCUCAGUCCUCCCUACUACUAACAGCUGAGCCCCUUAACCCUCAGUCCUCACUACUACUAACAGCUGAGCCCCUUAACCCUCAGUCCUCCCUACUACUAACAGCUGAGCCCCUAAAUCCUUAGUCCUCCCUACUACUAACAGCUGAGCCCCUUAACCCUCAGUCCUCCCUACUACUAACAGCUGAGCCCCUAAAUCCUCAGUCCUCCCUACUACUAACAGCUGAGCCCCUUAACCCUCAGUCCUCAGUCCAGACCUCUACCCUACUGUCAUACCCAACCACCAAGACUACUGUCUAUGGUGACCUCUACCCUACUGUCAUACCCAAACACCAAGACUACUGUCUAUGGUGACCUCUAGCCUACUAGACUACUGUCUAUGGUGACCUCUACCCUACUGUCAUACCCAACCACCAAGACUACUGUCUAUGUUGACCUCUACCCUACUGUCAUACCCCGAACACGAAGACUACUGUCUAUGGUGACCUCUACCCUACUGUCAUACCCCGAACACCAAGACUACUGUCUAUGGUGACCUCUAGCCUACUGUCAUACCCAACCACCAAGACUACUGUCUAUGGUGACCUCUACCCUACUGUCAUACCCAAACACCAAGACUACUGUCUAUGGUGACCUCUAGCCUACUAGACUACUGUCUAUGGUGACCUCUACCCUACUGUCAUACCCAACCACCAAGACUACUGUCUAUGUUGACCUCUACCCUACUGUCAUACCCCGAACACCAAGACUACUGUCUAUGGUGACCUCUACCCUACUGCCAUACCCCGAACACCAAGACUACUGUCUAUGUUGACCUCUACCCUACUAGACUACUGUCUAUGGUGACCUCUACCCUACUAGACUACUGUCUAUGGUGACCUCUACCCUACUGCCAUACCCCGAACACCAAGACUACUGUCUAUGUUGACCUCUACCCUACUAGACUACUGUCUAUGGUGACCUCUACCCUACUAGACUACUGUCUAUGGUGACCUCUACCCUACUGCCAUACCCAACCACCAAAGUACCGGAGCACUAAGUUGAUCACAACAGUUUUUUUUACCAUGAAACUAAACCAGAUACCAUUUCAGUUACAAUCAAUUCAGGAAGUAAACCAAAUUCCAAUUCCACAUUUUCCUAAUUGAAAAGCAUUGAAGAGAUUUGGAAUGCCAGUGUACUUCCUGAAUUGAUUGGAGUUGAAAUGGAAUUGAUCCCAAACCCUGAUACAAUUGGUUGUCUGAGAGAUUUUAAGCUCCCCGUUCAACACUAUGGGAAUCAAUGCUGUCACUUUUCAGUUAUUAUAGCCGGAAUAAUGAGGGUGUAUUUAAAUGCACAAUAAAUGGUAUAAUCAUGUAUACAAAUCACUUUGUAAAUUGAAUAAACUGUGUAUGUUUU
This is a messenger RNA of Oncorhynchus mykiss (rainbow trout), 10206 nucleotides long. RefSeq names its product ninein (GSK3B interacting protein) (gene nin). Gene Ontology annotation, cellular component: mitotic spindle pole; pericentriolar material; centriole. The record is from RefSeq and is a predicted model, not a curated record. Gene Ontology annotation, biological process: centrosome localization; centrosome-templated microtubule nucleation; microtubule anchoring at centrosome. NCBI's taxonomy places the organism in Eukaryota, Metazoa, Chordata, Actinopteri, Salmoniformes, Salmonidae. Gene Ontology annotation, molecular function: calcium ion binding.